Messenger RNA from Trichogramma pretiosum, 612 nucleotides. Its product is annotated as 60S ribosomal protein L24. The coding region runs from base 101 to 562 and encodes 153 amino acids. Gene Ontology annotation, molecular function: structural constituent of ribosome; mRNA binding. The transcript has 4 exons. Gene Ontology annotation, cellular component: cytosolic large ribosomal subunit. Gene Ontology annotation, biological process: cytoplasmic translation. Lineage: Eukaryota; Metazoa; Arthropoda; Insecta; Hymenoptera; Trichogrammatidae. The record is from RefSeq and is a predicted model, not a curated record.
AUGCAGAAACGGCGCUGUAUACACUCGAUCAAGCUAACACCACGAGUUCAGUUUCAAUUUCUUUCUUUUUAAACCAACGAGGUUAUAAUACACAGCCACGAUGAAGAUCGGUUUGUGUGCAUACAGUGGGUACAAAAUCUACCCCGGCCAUGGAAAAACUAUGGUUAAGGUCGACGGAAAGAACUUCACGUUCUUAAACUCAAAAUGUGAAUCUGCACAUUUGAUGAAGCGUAAUCCACGUAAGGUGACAUGGACUGUGCUUUACAGACGUAAGCACAAGAAAGGUCAGGAAGAAGAGAUGGCCAAGAAGAGGACACGCAGGACUCAAAAGUACCAGCGUGCCAUCGUUGGUGCAUCUCUCACUGACAUUAUGGCCAAGCGUAACAUGAAGCCAGAAAUCAGGAAGGCUCAAAGAGAACAAGCCAUCAAGGCUGCCAAAGAGCAGAAGAAAGCAGCAAAGGCUGUCAAAAAGGCUGCAGCUCCCGCUAAAGUGAAACCCAUCAAACAGAAGGCCACUAAAGUCCAACAAAAGUCGGCUCCAAGAGUCGGAGGAAAGAGAUAAUUUAUUUCUUACAAUUAAUUUAAAAAAAUAAAAAAAUUGUUGAAUAAAAA